AUGGUCGUCACCCCUCGCGCUUCAGGUCUCUGGGAGGGCUCGCUUAGGAUGAGCGGUUACUUCGACGACAAUGACGGCGCCGAGGACACCGAGCGCCUCGGCGAUGAAGUCCUCGAUGACGGUCGCACGCCCUUGGACAGGACCAUAGACCGUAUCGGCAUGGGCACGUAUCAGUGGACGCUGCUCUCGCUAUGCGGUUUUGGCUGGAUGGCGGACAACAUGUGGAUCCAAGCUGUGGCGAUAAUCCUUCCCCGCGUGCAGCAGCACUACUCGGUUCCGGACAAUUACAUCGGCGUGGUCUCUUCAGCCAUGUUCGCAGGGAUGAUGUUUGGCGCCAUUGGCUGGGGAACAUGCUCGGACGUCCUGGGGCGGAGUACUGCGUUCAACGCGACUCUGUUUUUCACGUCUGUAUUUGGGAUACUGGCAGGCUUGGCAACGACCUUUCCCCUACUAUGCAUCGCACUCUUCCUUCUUGGGAGUGCCGUCGGCGGUUCCAUGCCCACGGACGGCACCCUCCUCCUCGAGCACAUGCCUCGCGGCAAGGAAUAUCUCGUCACCGCCCUGUCUGUAUUCUUCUCCUUCGGCGCCGUUCUCGCCGCCCUUGUAGCGAUAGCAAUUAUACCCCAGCAUUCCUGUCUCGCAGCGCCUGCAGUAUGCGAUCCCGCCGACAACCAAGGCUGGAGAUACGAACUCAUGGCCCUCGGCGCCAUCACGCUUACCAUGUUCUGCGCAAGGAUGGUAUUCUUUCGCCUUCACGAAUCCCCUCGAUAUCUCGUACAUGCGGGACGACCCCAAGCUGCAAUCGAGUCUUUGCAGUUGAUCUCCCGCUUCAAUGGCUCUGAACUCGAGCUGGAUCUGGAGGACGUGAUAGAUCAUCACGAUCCUGUUGAGCGCGCACCGCAGGAUUCGACGCAUGAAGAGAAUACGCCUUUGUUUGAUGCCGAUGCACAAUCAGGUUCUCCCGAACGGGGCAACUCCCGGGCCAGUUCAUCAUCCGGCGUACCCGCUCGUCAACCCACACCUCCAGACCACUACCACGCGACCGGCGAGUCCGAAACCGGGUUGCGCGGGCAUGUCUUCAGGACGCCGACCUCAUCUUUACGCGGGCUACCACGUACAUUGUCGGACAUCGCAACCCCCGAGGUGGACACCUUCAAAGAGUUGGGAGAUGCGCCUGAAACACCGGCUCUGGACCGUCCACCAUCACGACGCCCCUCCCGACCCGCUCAUUCCCGAAUGCCAACCAGUGCGUCUGUAUACUCAACUUUCGAGGAGGCGAAGGCGAAGGUGUGGUGGCGCCUACCACGUUCGAUACGAAAACCGCUGGGUGCCUGGUUGGACCGUUUCGCGAUGGUAUUGUCUCCAGAAUGGAUCCGUACAACGCUGGCGGUAUGGGGUGCUUGGUUCGGCAUGUCUCUUGCGUACACGAUGUUCAAUGUGUACCUCCCCAAACUCUUGGAGGCGCGCACGUCAAAAGGCCCCGAACCUCAAAGCCUUGAAGAGACGCUAUGGGAUGUGGUGAUCUUCACCUUAGGAGGUUGCCCGGGUGCUGUGCUUGGUGCUUGGUUGAUCGAGUCGCCUCUCGGGCGUAGAUUGUCACUUGCCGGCAGCACAUUCAUUACUGCUGUGUUCUGCGUCGUAUUCAUCAUGGUUGAAGGCCAGUUUGCCAUUACAGCCAGCACCGUAGGCAUCAGUCUGAGUGCGACAACGAUGUGGGCCGUGCUUUACGGCUGGACACCGGAGAUUUUCUCCACAAAAGUCCGCGGUACAGCAUGCGGUGCAGCAUCUGCGCUAUCCAGGAUUGGCGGGAUGAUAGCACCUGUGCUUGGCGGCAUGCUAUUCAUGAUAGACCUCUCGUUCCCUGUCUACACGAGCAUAGUUGUCUUCGGACUCUCGGGCGCUUGUGUGCUUCUGCUGAGGGAAGAUGCGGGUGCCUCGCACGGCGGUGGACGUGCAGCGCUCGUACACUAG
Molecule: messenger RNA, 1971 nt
Organism: Peniophora sp. CBMAI 1063
Lineage: Eukaryota; Fungi; Basidiomycota; Agaricomycetes; Russulales; Peniophoraceae
Source: the annotation of a GenBank genome assembly